AUGAUUAUAUCUACAGGAGAAUAUUAUUCCUCCUCCUCUUCUUCAUUUCCUCAUGAAGAAAAAAGUAAUUGGGAUAUGCUUUUAAGUGGACCAAAUGUCACUUCAACAGCCAUGCCUUAUGAUGGGGCUAUUUUUGUAAAUGCUAUUCGAGCUAUGUCUCCAACAUUGGAUUGGUCAGAAGUUCUCCAAACAUUGGAUAAUCAACAUUUUUUUAUCAAAUCAAAAAAUGCUUUACAAUUACUUAUGAUUAUUUUAAUAACGGGAAUUGCCCCAAAUCCUUUCCCUAUCGGACUAAUUUAUCGAUUAUGGGCUGGAAAUAAAGGUGGACAACUUUCUUUGCUCAGCCAAAUUAUUCAUCAUCCGGAUGUGGUAAUUAACUAG
Molecule: messenger RNA, 381 nt
Organism: Meloidogyne enterolobii
Lineage: Eukaryota; Metazoa; Nematoda; Chromadorea; Rhabditida; Meloidogynidae
Source: the annotation of a GenBank genome assembly